Messenger RNA from Salmo salar (Atlantic salmon), 2650 nucleotides. Lineage: Eukaryota; Metazoa; Chordata; Actinopteri; Salmoniformes; Salmonidae. The record is from RefSeq and is a predicted model, not a curated record.
UUGUGUUGCUGUCCUGGGGCUCUGUUUGUGAACAGGGGAAUCAGGGGAACCUUCUCCAGGUUCAUCUCUCUGUGUGAUGGAAGGUUUGGGAAUCGCUUCCAUACGUUGUCUGAUGACGUAAAUAUAACGCGUCACGGACAUGUGUCUAGCUAGUUUUCGUAAACAAACAAAAACAUUUUUUUUUAAGGAUUUACCGAACCCCUUGAAGUGAUUAUGUAUGGAUGAUAAAGAAUAAUGUAUCUAUAAUGUUAACUAUAGCUACGCCAUCCACCCCAUUAGCUAACUAGAGUAACUAUAUGCUAGCUAGUGAGCUAGCAGGCUAGCUAGCUCGUUUUUAACCGUCAUCUUCGCCUUCUCUCAAAAAAAGUUUGAUAUCUGAAUGGACAUUCAUUUUAACGACAGAGGGUAGUGUUCUCCGUUUAAAAUGUUAACAUGUUUGAUAUCCGUUAUUAAGUGUGAAAAGAAGGACCGCGACGGACUAACCACGUAUGAAGGAAUGUAGCUAGUUAGCUGACGCGAGCAGGUAUGCUAUAGCCAGUUGUACGAGCUAGCACACCGAAAUCAUUAGGCUAGUAUUGCGCCGCGAUAGUUUGGCUUGUUAACCAGCCAGCUAUAUAGUGGUGUCAAGUUGAAGGACUCCAUUGUCCGGUGCAUUUUGAGUAGUCUGUUCCCCCAGAAAAUCGCAUCGAGCUGUCAUCAUCAUCAUCAUCUCUCGACUCGCGGUCAAAUGGAACCGUGACAAAGAUGCUGAAGAUUCUCCUUGUCAUUUGCACGCUAGGCUGUGCUCUUGUUACUUGGGAUGGAGUCAAUGCAGACGGUGAAUUGCUCAAAAUGAUACCCUCUGCAGAUGGCGUGUCGUUCAUCCGGCUAGUCAAUGGGGACAGUGAGUGUUCGGGGCGUGUGGAGGUACUCCAGAGGAACCAGUGGGGGACGGUGUGUGACCACGGUUGGGACCUGAGGGAGGCUGACGUGGUGUGCCUUGAGAUGGGCUGUGGGCUGGCCGAGAACGCCCUCCGUGGAGCUGCGUUUGGCAGGGGCUCCAGAGAGAUCUGGCUGAGGCACGUCCAGUGCUCUGGCCACGAGGCGAGCCUGACGCGAUGUCCCAGGGUCCUCCACAGUUACUUCACCUGCACCCAUAAUAAUGACGCUGGGGUGAAAUGCUCAGGUACACUGUUGAUGCCCACCCUGUCCCUGCUCUCCCCUCACACUGUCUUCUCUGCUGGGGAGGCGGUUCGCUUCAGCUGUACUGUGCUACUGGGCCACCACCUGAAUGACUUCCACCUGUAUAAGAGGGGCAUAGCCACCCCGUUGGUGACUCAGAGGGUGGACUCUGCCCAGACCAGGGUGGAGCUGACUCUGUCAGACCUGGAGACUACCCACCAGGGCAGCUACAGCUGUUUGUACAGGAUCAAGGGCAGCUCUCCCUCCUCCUUGCUGAGCUCUCCACCUAGCAACUCUAUCAACAUCACUGUGGUGGAGCUGCACACCCCUCAGCACUGGUACAACACAUCCAUCGAGGCUCCCACAGGCUCUGUCAUCAAAGGCCACAGCUUCAACAUCACUUGCUCCACCGAGCAGCAGUACCCUGGAGGUUCUUUCCAGCUGCGUCUGAUCCGUUCCAACGGCACAGUACGACAGUCGCUGCCUGCCCUCUCUCCCUUGGUCACCUUCACCUUUUCAAACGCACAGCGCUCCAACGAGGGCUACUAUUACUGCCUCUACAAGGUCCAGCUGGGCGGGAGAACCUUCAUGUCCCGGGAGAGCCAACCGCUCCCUAUCUCCAUCAGAGACCCAGACCCAGUGUUGAGCCCUAUGGUGAUCAGCUGGCUGGCGUCUGCUCUGACCUUCCUCGUGGCUCUCCUCAUGAUCAUCAUCAUCGUUGCCAGAGUGCUCUGCAAGAGGGAGAAGAAACCCUUGGAGCUAGAGAGAGAGACCAGAACCUGUGUGGACAACACUUACGUUGCCUUAGCAAUAAAAUUGUGAGUUGGGAAGUUGCUGUAUAUUUGGAGAAGGACCAUGUGUUUGUGAGAGAACCAUAAAGAUGGAACCAUGGAGAGACAUUCCUGAGCAGACAAACCUUCCUGAAGGAUGGCUCUGGAGCACCGAUGAAGAACACCACAAGACCAAGUUACCAAAACACUACAAAGGAGACAUCGACACGACAUGCCUCAGUCUCUCGCCAUCUACUAGUAGUAUCUGGUAGAAUCCUGCAUUAGAACAUGACAUGCCUCAGUCUCUCGCCAUCUACUAGUAGUAUCUGGUAGAAUCCUGCAUUAGAACAUGACAUGCCUCAGUCUCUCGCCAUCUACUAGUAGUAUCUGGUAGAAUCCUGCAUUAGAACAUGACAGCAGCACUUGUAGAUAGAGUAAUUGUUAGGUCAUCAUCUAUAUACCAGGUACACUGUAAUAAACACUACAAUCAACAAUGAAAAGGGUAAUGACUAUAAUGACCCUUUUUGGACACAUUGGCCUUUCUGGUGCAGUUCUCAUGCCAGCUACAGAAUGAUAAUUAUGGACAUGAAAUAGAGCACUGUGUUCCAAUAAUUUAAAAUAUCCAAUGAAGCUGUUUUGUAUCUCGAUAUCAAAUCAUUUCUGGGUAACAAUUAAGUACCUUACUGUUGAUUUGUUUUCAAAUAAAAUGAUCAAAAAUA